This is a messenger RNA of Macrosiphum euphorbiae (potato aphid), 1029 nucleotides long. NCBI's taxonomy places the organism in Eukaryota, Metazoa, Arthropoda, Insecta, Hemiptera, Aphididae. The record is from the annotation of a GenBank genome assembly.
AUGAAUACUUAUGAGCGUGACGUGAUGUGUGUUUCAGUCGCUCCGAUCGUUUCGCUCCGUCUCGGAAACUCGAUCGACCCGAACGGCAUCAAAGAGGGAGACGACGUGUACUUUGAUUGUCACGUGAAAGCCAACCCACCGUCGACGAAGCUCACUUGGUAUCACAACGGUCUUACGUUGAACUUGAACUCGUCGGCGAGAACAAUGAAAAGCGACAACAACUUGGUUUUGCAGAGAGUGACCAGAAACGUUGCUGGCAGAUACGCUUGUCGAGCAACAAAUUCGGAAGGAGAAUCGUUCAGCAACGAACUCAGUCUACGGAUUAAAUAUGCACCUGGCUGCAGGACUGAACGGGUGAUGGUGAUCGGCGCUUCCCGGGGCGAGAGCAUGGACGUUCCUUGCGAGGUGGACGCUGACCCUCCAGCCAAAGGGUUCCGGUGGAAGUUCAACAACUCUGGAGAGACGAUCGAAAUCGGACCAGAACGGUACAUAUCCAAUGGCACGGCCAGCGUGCUCAGAUACACACCUGUCGCCGACCUAGACUACGGCACUCUGUCGUGUUGGGCAAUGAACGGGGUCGGUCACCAGUCCGUGCCCUGCCUAUUCCAAAUGGUGGCCGCCGGUAAACCGCAGUCGGUGCACAACUGCACUGUCCGGAACAACACCGACGGCGCGGUGGACGUGCAGUGCGAACCGGGCUACGACGGUGGCCUGCAGCAGGUGUUCGUGCUGGAGGUGUUCGCCGAGAACCUGGACAGCCAGGUGGACGGCGAGGCGCUGUACCGGAACAUGACGGACCGGACGUCACCACGCUUUUCGCUGGGCAAGGUCGCGCUGGGCGUGCUGUACACGGCGCGCAUGUACGCGGCCAACGCCAAGGGCAAGUCCACCGCCGUCACACUGCCCAGAUUUUCGUUUCCCAGCUCCGAGAACCAAAUGGGUAAGCUAAGAGAGAACUCUAAAAAAUAUGAUAAAAGAUUAUCAUUAUCUAUAUCUCCAAUGAAGAAUUUAAACACGCCUUUGACUUAA